CACUGAACUUAGUUUGUGGCAGUAUUCUGAAGGUAAUCUUUUUGACCUUGCCCUUUUUUGCGUGUGUGUGGUUUUAUUGGGAAACAGGAAGUAACUCAGCAGCACGUGGUUUUCAGAGGAAAAUAAGUUAGUUAGUCUUCAGUUCUGGUGAUUUGGCCACAGUAGCACUACUAUUCAACAUGUAAAAACAUGAAUUGACCUGUUAGACUUUUACGUAUCCUAGGAGACGGGGAUGUGGCCGCGGUGGAUGAAGAGAGCGCACGUUCACCAGCACGUACACACAGAGUGGACCAGAUCUGCGUCACAUCCUUUACACCACGCACAGCCUCCUAACUUUCACAGCAUCACAUAAAGCCUCUUGUUAUCUGAUACUGUGAAUAAGUACACAGAAGAUUUAAUUAUAUUAUAUAAAUAGUUGCGUUGUUACGACUGAGUAUUUUAACGGAGGACAGUAACGCGCCUGUUCCCCAUGCAAUAAUUACUCCACUCUGUAAAAUAAACAUUCCGUACCGCAGGUACCAAAGAGAACUGACAUCUGCUUGUUUGUCCACUGUCAUGUCUUCACUAGGUAAAAAUAGCCUGUUCCUGCAGGCGUUGUGGUACUGAUAACGAUGUACAUCCGAGGGACAGAUGUGGAUCCCGGUGCCUGCGUGCAGACAGACGCCGGUGUCGACGUGACGAUCGAGAUUGCCUGGUCUGCGCUCUUCGUGGGUUGAUGUUGUGCUGCUUGUUGCUGCCGUUAGAGGGCGUUUGUGGCGUCUCAAAAAGAAAGAAAGAACCAAUAAGUAAAGAAGAAAAUGUUACGUUUGUUGCAGGUGAGCUAACCUGUCAUGGGGCAGUGUCUUCUAUUAAUCCACCUGGCCCUGUAACACUGCACGGCACCACACUGUAUUUGCAAACCUUUUGAAAGGACCAGAAUGCACUCAGACAGGAACAAUGGACUGGAACUGGAAGCCCAGCUUGCAGAUAAAGAGAGAGAGUGGAAGGAGCUCCAGGCUGCAAGGCUUCAUCAGUUGGAGAGUUCCCUCAAACAAGCCCAGGAGGAGUGUUCCUCACUCAGAGAGCAGAACCAGCUACUGGAGAAAAGGUUCCAGUUAAAUCUGACAGUUCUGGACAAUCAAGGCAAAGAGUUGGAAAAAUAUGAUGUCAUGACGGCAAAGGCUCUGGCAUCGGAGCAGAAAAGGCAAGAGGAGUUAAACCAGCUCCAUGCGCACAUCGUCAGGCUGGAGGAGCAGAGAGACAGGGAGGCCAGGGAGAGGAGGAAGGAGCAGAGUGAAAGUCUGAAUGCUGCCACUCAACACAGACUGCAGAUGGACAGACUAAAGCGCUUUGCAGAUGAUGAACUUCAACAGCGUACAGCAGACUUUGAGAGAAUAAUAUCGGAAUUGCAGCGUAAAAUACAAGAACUAGAGGGAGAGAUGAUCUCACAGCGACAGGAGAUUACGGCAACGUACGAUCGAGAGCUCAGGCAGCGAGAGCAUGAGUUCAACCUGAAGUCGGACGAGAUGUGUGCCGUAGUGCUGUCUCACAAUCUCAAGGUAAAUCUUCUGUGCAGCGAGACCGAAGCCCACCGCCAGGCUCAGAUGAAGGCUGCAGAAGCUCUCAAAGCAUCCGAGGAGUUCAGUGAACGUCUGAAAACCAGGCUGCAGCAAAAGGACCAGGAGAUUGAGAACAUCACUGCUGUCAAGGACCAAAGGAUAAAAGAGCUGAAGGAGGAGGUGGAACAGAUGGAGACUAAAGUGAAGGAGACAAAUGAGGAAAACACAAAUAAAUAUGAGAGUUUAAUCCAGACUCUGAAGGAGUGUGAUGCACGACUGGAAACUCAGUGUCAGACUCACUCAAAGCAGCUGCAGAAGAAUGAGAAACGCAUCAGUAAACUACAGGGGAGAAUAAAGGUCACGGCUGCACAGCUGCACUCCAUUCAGACAGAGCAGCAAGGGGCGCUGCAGCAGAAAGAGAAGACGAUAAAGAAGCUGUGCAAUGAGAUAGAAACAAUCCGCACAGGCUGGGACGAGUGUGUGAGAAAUGCCUCCUGUCAGAUGGUUGCCAAGGAUAGUGAGAUGAUCACCCUGCAGGACAGAGAAUCCAAAGCGAGGGUUGAUUUGGAGAGGAGCAGGGAAGAGGUCGAGAGGUACAAGCAGCAGCUGUGUGAAGGUUUACAGAGAGAAAAGGCAUUGGAGCAGAAAAGAGUCCAGGUGGAACUGGAGUGGCAGAGACAGUGUGAAGAUGUGAAGGCUAAAAUCUACCUAGACAAUGAGAAGCUAAUACAGGAGUUGACACAGGCCAGAGAUCAGGCAAAGGCAGAGCAGAGGGAGAAAGAACAAGAGCUGCAGGACAUGAAUGUCUUACUGCAGUCUGUCCAAAUGGAGAGAGACCAGGCAGUCAAGGGCACUACACCAAAUGCUGAUCCUCUGGCAUCAGAGCAGAUCCGUCACAUGCAGGAGCAGAACAGCGUCCUGCGAGCCGUGGUGGCUCAGAUGAGGCAGGAUAUGGAGCACCUCGGUCACCCCACAGUCCAGACGGAGGUGCAGCAUCCAGGAACGCUCGAUGCCAUGUCCACCAAAGGUGGAGCUGACGCACAGCACGCUCCUUACCUACCAGCUUUACCCACCCAACCUGCUGCUGUCUCCUCCAAUGUCUCCCACGCAGUAAAUUCAUUAAAAAGUGUAUCAGUGACAGAGCAGCCCAGCAAAGAUCUCCAUCCAGAAGCUGCCGUUGCUAAUAUCAUGGACAAGAAUGCGCUCUUACAUCAGCUGCGAGAGGAGAACACAUUUCUACGACAGCAGCUGUCCACAGGUCUUUUUGAAAAUGUCCACGGCACAAAAGACAACAAUUACCCUGGGUUGCGUAAGAGGCUGAAACAGGCAGCUUCCUGUAUCGUCCGUCUGAGCAAAGACAAGCAGCAUCUGAUAGAGCUGGGGAACCGACUGAGGGCCCAAAUCACCACAACUGGACAACAAGUAACUACACUGCCAGAGCCAGAGAAGGAGACCUCCACAGAGAAACAAGGAGAGCAGCAUGACCGUGUGUCUGACCGUCUGUCUGCUCUGGAGCAGCUUCAGUACCAGCUCACUACACAGGAGCUGCAGUACACGCUUAGACAGACGGAUGCAAAACAGAUUCUUUCUGGAACCAACAAACAAGACCCGGCAAUAAAUGGUUCCACAGAAAACCCGUGGAACGAGGUUCGAAGAACCACACACACCGCGGAGGGCCACAGGAACAAGGAAAACUGUGCCUUGCCCAGCCAAUCACAAGGCUCAUUGGAAACAGGGCCUCAGCUCCACACAAACACCUCCAAGUUACAGUUUUCAUCGCUGGAAUCACUGCAUUCUCUAAAGGAGCUGUGGGCAACACUUGACUGUGCAAAGAGUUCCUCUUCAUUCUCAGAAGGUAAUGUUGACCAGAGCACUAAGGAAAUAACUGGGUCUGCUGGUGCUGAUCUUCAGAUUGUUGUGCAUGGGGUCACUGCUCCUAUUCACAGUCAUGCUCCAUCUGAGGUCCAGCGUAAGAAAAACCCAGGUUUAACACCAAUCAAAAGUAGCAACAGCCGCAGACCUGGACCAUUUGCAAAGACCAGAAACUACAACAUUAAAGACUAAACCCCACUGUGCUGGACAUGUUCUACUCUGCCUCACAAUAGCUGCAUAAAAAUAAUGUUUUUUAAAUCCUUUUUAAAUUAAUAUUUUAAUAAACCAUGUCUCAAAAGAA
Molecule: messenger RNA, 3711 nt
Organism: Cynoglossus semilaevis (tongue sole)
Lineage: Eukaryota; Metazoa; Chordata; Actinopteri; Pleuronectiformes; Cynoglossidae
Gene: ccdc57
Product: coiled-coil domain containing 57
Exons: 20
Coding region: 918-3602 (894 amino acids)
Biological process (GO): positive regulation of mitotic cell cycle; cilium assembly; microtubule nucleation
Cellular component (GO): centriolar satellite; spindle microtubule; centriole
Source: RefSeq, a predicted model, not a curated record